AUGACCAGCUACCAGUCAUCCGUGGAACAGUGUAGAGUCUGUCUGCCUCAGAGGAUAAAAAUGCAAGGGGCCUCUUUUCAUGCAGGUUUAGUUCAUGGCUAUGUCUAUGAAAUGCCAAAUAUUCAAAUGAAAAUUGGAAAUGUUCUCAUGAAUAGAUCCAUAGAUAUGUUGAGUAUCUCAGCUCUCCUGUGUCACAUUCAAGCCUACAAACCAUUUGAGUACCAUCUCCUCCUUAUCUUUGUUCUCAGUCUCAUAGAUCUGAGAUCAGGUCAAUUUCGGGUGGUUGGCCCAGAUGAGCCUGUUCAGGAAUUGGUGGGAGAAGAUGUCAUUUUUUCCUGUCGUGUCUUAUCCAAGAUUAGUUUGAAGGACAUGGAAGUGAGGUUUUUCAGGAACCAAUUCUCUUCUGUGUUGCUUCUAGUCAAGGAUGGGAAAGAAAUGUGGGAGAAGCAAAUGCAGGAGUAUCAAGGGAGAACCCAGUUUGUGCAGGUAGCCAUUGCUGAAGGGAAAGUCUCCUUCAAAUUGAAGAAUGCAACAAUUUCAGAUUCAGGAAUAUAUGGAUGCCAGUUCACCUACCAACCUUUUGACCAGAUGCAUACUUGGGAGCUACAGGUGGCAGGUCAGUUGUUGAUUUCCAAUGACACGAUUUCUUCAAUGGGAUUGUCAGAUUGUUCUUACUCUUUGAUCAAUAGACAGAAAAGAAGCAAACAAGCAAGCUGUCUUUCCAAUAUCCCUGCAAAACAAAAAGACACAGAAACCUCUCUUACUAUACAAGAACCUCCCAAUGGGGAUAUCUCAUGUUCCAUACACAUCUGGGGCCUCAGAUAGGAGUCCAGAGUGAGAGCAGCUGGGAAACUUAUGAAAGAGCUGGGGGAGGUGACUCUGGAUCCAGAAACUGUUUACUCCAUACUCUGCAUAUCUGGAGACCGUAAAAAAGUGACUUGUGAAGACACUAAGGCUCCUGAUUUACCUGAAACUGAGAAGAGAUUUCAAUCUAUUGGAUCAGGGGAGGGUGGUGCUGGGGGCUUGGUUUGCCCUCCCCGACCUGGUGAUGGAGCAGAGGUCCCGGUGGCCACUGGCAGUGACCCUGUGUCCCUGGGAACCCCACACACUAAUUCUCUAGAUGGGGUCUGGGAGUGUUGCUGGUGUCCUGCCCACCCUCUUCAAUGGCCCUACCCUCAGCAGCAUCUGCAGCUGUGA
This is a messenger RNA of Phascolarctos cinereus (koala), 1197 nucleotides long. RefSeq names its product butyrophilin-like protein 3. Gene Ontology annotation, biological process: T cell receptor signaling pathway; regulation of cytokine production. Gene Ontology annotation, cellular component: external side of plasma membrane. Gene Ontology annotation, molecular function: signaling receptor binding. NCBI's taxonomy places the organism in Eukaryota, Metazoa, Chordata, Mammalia, Diprotodontia, Phascolarctidae. The record is from RefSeq and is a predicted model, not a curated record.